This is a messenger RNA of Anoplophora glabripennis (Asian longhorned beetle), 4204 nucleotides long. RefSeq names its product elongation of very long chain fatty acids protein AAEL008004-like. Gene Ontology annotation, molecular function: fatty acid elongase activity. The transcript has 8 exons. Gene Ontology annotation, cellular component: endoplasmic reticulum membrane. Bases 366 to 1367 code for a protein of 333 amino acids. Gene Ontology annotation, biological process: fatty acid elongation, polyunsaturated fatty acid; very long-chain fatty acid biosynthetic process; fatty acid elongation, monounsaturated fatty acid. NCBI's taxonomy places the organism in Eukaryota, Metazoa, Arthropoda, Insecta, Coleoptera, Cerambycidae. The record is from RefSeq and is a predicted model, not a curated record.
CCGAACGAAACCCUAGAUAAUAAAAUCGAGCGAACUCAUAGGAUAGGCGUCUUCAUCGAGUCUAUCGUGUGCACGUUCAGUGACUGGGCACGCCUUUCCAAAUUAAAACAAUGUGUUCAAAUUAGUGAUAAAAGUCCAAUACCUAAAUAAAUACGAAUAGUAUUUAAUGAGACGCUUAUAAUUGUCAGGAUACAGACAUAAGUGAUUCAUUUUGUUUUGAUUUUUAUCGAAGUUAAUUCAAGUACCGGUUCGACUUAGAUAAACGUGCAAAAUUUGUGUGUAACAGACUGUGAUUUGGUGUUGGAUUCUUGUGGGUUUCAUAUAAACUAGAACUGUAUUGAUUAAUCUUGAAUUAGGAUUUAAACAUGGCUCAUCUAGUGACCAGUGCGGUAGACAAAUAUCAUGACAUUUUAUAUAAUAAAAGUGAUCCCAGAGUUAAUGGAUGGGCCAUGAUGUCUAGUCCCUUUCCUACCUUAUUUAUUUGUAUAUUUUAUGCCUAUUUCUCUAAAGUGAUAGGACCAAAACUGAUGGAAAAUAGGAAACCAUUCAAUCUUAGGAAUAUUUUAAUAGGAUACAAUUUUGUACAAACUAUUUUUAGUGCUUGGAUCUUUUAUGAGUUCCUUAUGAGUGGUUGGUGGGGCAGCUACAGCUUUAGAUGUCAACCUGUGGAUUAUUCAAACAGUCCAAUGGCUUUAAGGAUGGCAAGGACAUGUUGGUGGUACUACUUCUCGAAAUUCACGGAGUUCUUUGAUACACUGUUUUUCAUUCUUAGAAAGAAAAACAGCCAUGUGUCAACGCUCCAUGUUAUACAUCAUGGAUGUAUGCCAUUUUCUGUUUGGAUGGGUAUGAAAUUUGCUCCAGGUGGUCAUAGUACAUUCUUCUCCUUGCUCAAUGCUUUUGUUCAUAUAAUUAUGUAUUUCUACUAUAUGGUGGCUGCGAUGGGUCCUCAAUAUCAAAAAUACAUAUGGUGGAAGAAAUACCUCACCACAUUCCAAAUGAUGCAGUUUGUUGCUAUAUUUACUCACCAGUUCCAACUCCUGUUUACUGAAUGCAAUUAUCCAAAGGGCUUUAUGGUGUGGAUAGCACUACACGGAAUUAUGUUCUUAUUCCUGUUUUCGGACUUUUACACAAAUAAAUAUACCAGUACUAAGAAGGCUGUGAAAUCUGACGCUGGUGCUUGUAUGCCUCUAUUGGAUGAUGGAAAAGAAAAUGGUAGAAUAAAAAAAUCUAACAGUAACGGUACCCUCAACAAUACCUACAUUAAGAGCGAAUAUUCUGAUUCAUAUGAGGCAUGCUAUUCCAAUGGUAGCACAAAAGGGUUUGUAACACAAACGAUAAUGAAACACAAUGGUAAAAAAAUCGAAUAGACCAUGUAGUAUAAAUAAAUUAUAAUUUUAUUUAAAUCGGGUACAAAGUGUUACUUCGUUUAUAUUCUUAAUUAUUUGUAGAUAAUUAUUUAUUAGUUGUUUUAUACUAAUUUUAUUGUAGAGAUUCUAUAGAUACAGAUUGUUUACUGGUUGUGUUAAUGUUGAGGUGUUUAAACCUAACCCUACUAUGUGUUGGUCUAACAUUGUAUAUUUCUAUUUAAAAGUUUAUUUCAUAAAAAAAAUAUGGUUUAGGCUGGGUUAGGUUUGUACUUUACUAUUGCACUAUUUCGUCUAAAUUUACAAGCUCAGGAUAUGUUUUGUUUUCUUAUUUUAUAAAAUUUAUGCUCUUAUGCCCUUAUUUUUUCCACUGUGUACAUUUGGCCUGCAGGGACCAUAUAGAUGCAUCUCAUAUUGCUUGAACGUGUUUUUUCUUAUUAAUGUUUCUGUGAACCAUUAGUGCCUGAAAAUAUUAAAAAAAAAACAUACUGGUUAUGUUCAAGCAAUAAUAGUUCUAUAGCUUUUAGCUAUUUUACGGUAUUGUUAUAAACUUUUGCACAUAUUCGCGUUUUUGAUGUUUCGUACUUAUUGUUUACAUAUGUUGCACAUCUUAUAAAAAUACAUUUAUUUGUGUGAGCACACAAGUUAAUUUUUAUUGGUAUCAUGGAGGGGAGAGUAACACUAUAUUUUACCGUGGCAUUCCUAACUAAAAAAACCUUUGUGUAGGCUGUUCGUACAUUAUAAAACAUUUUAGGGGUAUUGCAGUUCACCAAAUCAUAGUUUCUCUGCUGCAAGGUGUUGGAUUUAUUGCUAUAAGAACUUGGCCAGUACAAGGUGUCUUGAAACUAUGAACAAAAAGUUUAGGGGUUGAUUCUAUUCACAAAAUAAAAAUAUUGAAUUGAAUUUUUUGAAUACUCAAUAUUACGGGAGUUCAAAAUUAUUUUUUAUAAAUAUGGUACCAUUAGUCGAUUCAGCCAAAUUUGGUUCAAAUAAACGCAUCUAGUGAAAUCGGAAAACGGAAAUACAUGUUGCAUGUGUUCAACUUGUUAGACUCUUUGCUCCGAAUGGUAAAUUUUUUUUUGAGUGACAUUGGUUUUAUUAGGAAUACUUAUUAAUUCUAAUAGCCAGGUACCUGCUUCUAGUAUCCGGUAUUUACCCUUUACCCGUCAAUUACCAGUUAUCUGUUAAGAACUCAUACCCGUUAAUUACCCAUUAAAAACCUGCAUACUUUUUAAUUUCCAAAAUACCUGUCAACAAUUGUCUUUUCACAAUUUGAUAAUUGUUAAAACAUUAUUCAGAUAAAAUAUUCGGAUCCAUAGAUUAUUUAGAUCCGUAUUUAGGGAUUUGCUUAAAUAACACAUUUUAAAACAUUAAUUUAGGACUAAUUAAUAAAUAAGAAUCCAUCGUAUAAAAUUUUGGAGAUAACAUUCCAAACUGUUCCGGUUUCGUUUAAAUUCCCCGGACACUAUACGACUUUACCGCAACACCAAUACAACUGAUAUGUAAUACCGAUGUUGCUAUCAUGUAUUUAAAUGAAACUAUUCACGAGGGGCCAUAUGACACAUAUGGACGUACAAUAUUUAGUAAAUACGAAAACUUUUUUUUUUAAACUAAAAAAUAUAUGGUCACAAAAUCGAGGCAACAUAUUUUGGUGUUAUAUUGAGUACCAUAAGGAUUUGGGGUAUAUCACGCAAUUGUCUAAUAAAAAUGUAAACAAAAUUCUUGAUGGUGCCGAUGCAUUACUGUAUAUAUAAGUUAUGGGUCACAACCAAUAGUAAUUUUGUUCCGGUGAAAGACCCCGUCAGAAUCGAUACAUUUUUUUGCAACAAACUGCACCUGGGGAAAAUAAAAUCAAAAAGGUUUUCUUCUAAAUCGUUAACAUUAACCGUGUCUGAGAAAAAACUCAUAUGUUUUGCCAUAAAUGCAUUUUUUGUCAGAAAUGCUCAUAGUUAUCGAUUUAGGACAAGAAAACUUUUUUGUACAAUUUUAAUCACAAAGUUAUCAAUAUUUUAUUCAAUAAGGGCCCUGUAAAACCAUUGGGGCUUGUUAUUAUUAUCAAUAAUAAGUGUAAUAAAAUUUUUAAAAAAUUACCUAAUUGAAAAAAAAACAGCUUUUGGCAAAAUAUCGACAAAAAAUAUUACUUUGGGGUUACAUUACUCUAUUAACACUGAUCUUUCGAAAAAGUAUCGUAGAAACUUUUAAAUUUUUUGUUCAGUUUCUGGACAUCUUGUAUAUUAAAAAAAAGUAAGUAAAAUUAUGGGUUAUAAUAUGAAAUACCAGGUGGAACUAUUUUUUUUUGCUGAAUCUGCAUUAUUUAAGAUAAAUGAAACUACUAAGUCUAUUUUAAACAAACUAAAAUGAAUCAUCAGAUAUAGUGUAUUUGUUUCCUUUUUAAGAAAAAAAAGUUAAAGGGUGUCACCAAAAUAUAAGUACAAAAUUCUAGAGCGAGUAGAGUGCCAAAAUCAGUCUAUAUGGAUAUGAAUUAAGAAUGAUCCGUAAAGUAUUCACAAAUUCAGUAAAAAAAACUCUAGGACACAUCGUUUUUAUUUUUCUUCAUACAUUUUUUUAGUGCGUUCCGCUUAUUUUCUCCUUUAUAUUUUGAGAUAUCAAAAAAUGUAUAAAAGUAAUACAAAUUAUUUUAAAUUUAUGUUAAUCAUGUCUUCAUUGACAAAAAUGCAGAAUAUCAGACUACAGAGGUAUGGGCUUAACAUUUUUUUUAAUGGACACCCUGUAUGUUUCAGAAAGAUCUACCAUAAAUACAGGGGGGGUAAUAACGACAAAAAAUAAGAUUUUUUUGUCCUUUGAACUAUAUGUCUAUCUCCUUGUUUUCGAGAUACAGA